This is a messenger RNA of Dreissena polymorpha, 2925 nucleotides long. RefSeq lists its product as uncharacterized. The transcript is spliced from 2 exons. Lineage: Eukaryota; Metazoa; Mollusca; Bivalvia; Myida; Dreissenidae. The record is from RefSeq and is a predicted model, not a curated record. The coding region runs from base 158 to 2848 and encodes 896 amino acids.
CACCAUCAACGCCCCGUGAUGUCCUGAACUUAAUUUCCUUAAUUGGACCGCACCGUUGUUUUAUGCAGCAUUUCAAUAGCAAGUUGAAUGAAUUCAGUAAAAUAAAUUUGAUCUGUGUAUCGGUAGUUCCAAGAAGAGAUCAGCUGUGCCAGGUAUAAUGAAGUGGUUGCCGACAUUGCUGCAGCUCCAGCUCUGGAUGUCAGCCAUUGUUUGCGACGAUCGUGACAUAGAACAGACGACCGCUAAAACUCCAGGACACAAUGUCAGUGAUCGAUUCCAAAUAUCCACCUUGCCCAAUACAACGUCAAUAAAUUUCCAAGUUGAUAGUACAACCAGAAAAGGCCAUCUACUGGAGUAUAUGUUUUCGUCGGAGAUAAAAUCAGUUAAAGAGAAAUCGUUCGAUCAUACGAGACCAUUAAGAAUCAACGGCGAAUUAAACGGUUUCUUCAACAAUGAACACCAACGUGAGAUUGGAAAUGUUUCGGAAAAUAUACAUUCGCAUUUGGAAACAGCGGAAGGCCUUCCUGAUUGUGAAGGCUUUAUUGCUUCUGAGCACACUCGACGCUUCUUCCAAAGUCGUCUCGAAGCUACUGAUGCUUGCUUCAUCCAGUUUGCAAUUGGUUUCGAUUCACGAACUCGUUUGAACUUUACCCGCGACGUCUUUCUAGCUAAAGUCUGGUUUUGGUCAUACACGUCUGUUGGAGGAAAGCAUCCCUAUCUCAACUGGCCCAUUGACCACGGUGUCUUGUCAUUCGGCCUUUUGUCUUACCGAACCGCCAGUGUGCCGUACGUUAGCUUAAACGGUAAGCAACAAGGAGAAUGUAAAAUAACACUCGGGACACAAACCGCCACUGUGCUGAUAUCUGAGGCUCUUGUUGAAGUGAUCCACAAUUCUUCCAAGCAAAGCUACACUAAGUUCCCCGUGAAUUACUUUUGCUACCUUGCAGAAGCGCCCGGAUUAAGAGACUCGGUUGUCUACUAUUUAGCGUUGUACACAGGUUUUCCGGUGACUUUCAUCAACUACAAAUGUUGCACAUCGAUAUACUUCUUUACCAACAGCUCAUACGUGCAAGACUGUUCUGAAAAUCAAAUGAAAAAAUGGAACCAGUCGGUGAUCGGGCCCUACAUUUUAGGAGUGGUAUUCGCGAUGUACUUUCCAAUUUUAUUGUUCCGUUUGAGUGCCUGGGUUUCUGAAGACGAAACUUUAUCGGAGAAUGCAGACGGUGACCGAGCCGAACUCUUGGACCUCAGUGCUGAUAACGAGAACUCCGAUUGGAUGUUUCUUGACGGUCGAUCCCCACUGACUGUAUCUUACGUAUUGGGAUCUCUCUUCGCAGGCAUAAAGCGAAAAUACCCCUACGCAUUUUCCAGAGUGCGACGGUUGCUGCUUAUGAUUCUUGGAACCAGUGUGAUUGCUUUUCAAAUCCAUAUGUACCAGAAAGGCAUCGGGGUAAAGGAGCAUACAAUUACUGUUGCUGACCUGGCUAUGCAUGGUACGCCCAUGGGCUUUUUAUCAGUACUUGCCCACCCAAAUGAUCGUGCCAAAGUGUUUGUACCAUUGUUAGGCGGGCCGUUUGCAGUAUUUGGCGUAUACUUUGCUUUGGGUAUUGCUUUUCUCGUGGUUCCGAGAAGUUUGAAGGCUGUUACCGAGAUUGGUUUGCCGACCACUUGCAAAUUCUCCCCGCUGUUACUGGGAACCGAUGACAUACUCACGCUGGCCCUUUUUAGGACAAAUGCAGCCCCUGGCUACGAAAAAGGGGCACGCCUCUUUAAGGCCAGCUUUAGCAUGCUUUUUGUCAAUGGAUUUUGGUCAAGGGUAUGGGAAAUACAGAAACACCGAUUUGAUAUUUUUGUUAACCGCACAUUUCUAAACAUACUUUUUAGAAUAUUAGUGUUUCCUGUUCUGGCUUGUUUUUGCCUAGUUGAAAUAUUGAUAUGUAUUGUAUACUAUGCAGUACCGCUGUUCAGUUUCGUUGUCAUCAUGGUAAAGGGUGCAUCUUUAUCGUUUCUGAAUAAAAUAAGCUUUGACAAUUACUUCUUUCGUCGUGGAAUUACAGUUUUUUUGGCUAUUGUUAUUGUUUUCGCAAUGUACAUAUGCUUUGUAUAUUGCGCCCUACUAAUUUUUGUUCAAAGUUUUUCAUUUAUUUGCCAGGUUAUAAUGUUCUGUCUCGUUGCCGUUAUUGUUUACCCAUCGGUCUCAUUCGGGUAUCUCUUCUUUGCGGUAGUUUUUGUCUAUUACCUGGUUCAUCUUGUGCGUGAUUUUGGAGAUGGUUACCUCGCCCUGCUUUCCACGGCGGUAGAGCAAUCCAUGAUGCUAGAACGUAAUCUGAAUCAUGUAUCAGUUCAAGAAAGCCAGCUGGUGAUUUCUAACCUUCGAGUUACAGGAAUAAGGUCCAUACGAAUCAACGACACUGUUCUCGACACGCCGCACAAUGUUAUCAGCGCUAUUACACGUGCUUCAUCUCCAUCAAAAACUAGGACUGUAGGUCACACCCACGGAAUCCCCAAAAAGCUGUUCUGGAGCAUUGUAAAGAAUUUUCGCCCGGUCCAUAGAGAAAUUCUUGCAUUAGUAUUUCAUAUCACAGUCAUAGUAGCGUUUGUUGGGAUGACCUUUGACAUCACAUCUUCGUUCGCUCCCGGUCCCACGUCGGAGAUCUCCGAGGUCAUGCACGUGGUUUUUGUCGUCAUCAUCGGAGCGCUACCACGUGUUCUGGAACUAGCGAUGACGAACGAGAGCGCAAUAGUCAAGAAAGAGAUCCAUGAGCGGGAAAUAGAACAACAUAUCAUAAAAUACUGGCAAGAGAAACGUAAGGCAGAACAUGCCAUCGUACAAAUACAAAAUGUAUAACAUAGACGAGAUAGAAUUGUGGUGGUGUUUACUGUGACAGUGUUUGUAAAGUCAGUCAAUAAAUAGCUUUAAAUCAA